UCCAUCGGAAUCCUGUUUUCUGAUUGGUUGCAGUGCGUCGUACGACGCACAUCAGAUGCAGUGUGAAGCCAGCAUAAGAUCAUUGUCGUUCGUAAUUUUCACGUUGAUAUUAUAUUUUAGUAUCCUCUCUCGCUCGAUCUUUAUGAAAUGCUUCAUGAUCCCACGGACGAAACGCACAGAAAACCACGUCAACUUAGGAACACGCCGCUACAGAAAUAUGUUCGACUCGCGGCACUUGGCGUAAGCCUUUUAUAUGCUGGUGCAAUGUAUAUUGCCUGGAGAAAAAAUAUCGUUCCAUUAUUAAAUGAUGAAAAUAUAGUCAGAGAAUUCACUCUCCCAAGAGACGAGAGAGAUAAGUUAGAAGAUUACAUCACAAUUCCAAUUUUGAGAAGUACAAUUCAAAAGCUGACUGAUAGAGAAUCAUGGAUUAAAUCGAAAGCAGAAGCUGAAUCAGAGGAUACACAAGCUAAAGCUGAAUAAAGUUUAAACAACAGAAUAUUCAAAGUUUAUACAACAGUAAUGGACGUCGAAAGAAAUGGAUUCUGUAAGCCUAGUAAUUUAGAAGGAAGAUUGAGAUUAAGGAAAAAUGAUAAGAAAAGUACGGAUAACAAGGUUCUUUCUAACAAUAAUGAAUCUAACAUGGAUGAUACUGCUUGUACAUCCCAACCUUCACUUGAUGAAAGUAUAUUGGAUUUUAAAUCGCCAAAAAGAAUACAUUCCAUGCAAUCGAAAGUUAUUAACAGCAACAGAUUUCCAGAUAAAGUCAAAAAGAAAGUACUCCAUUCUAAAUCUAAAAUUAUUAUAAAUGAAAAAACAUCUAAAAAUGGAAAACCAUUACAGAAGAAAAAGAUUUUUCGUGAUGUACAACAACCAUUAAUUGAAUCAUCUUUUUUUAAAUCUGAAAAGAAAGAAAUAGAGUCACCACAAAGUUCAACUGCUCUGAAAACUGCUUUUGUAUGUCCAUUGUGUUUUAAAAAUCUUAAAGAUGAAAACUCACAAGCUGUACAUAUGAAGAGUUGUGCCAUGAAAAAUAACAUGUCUACAAAAAAAUUAAUGGAUGCUGUGGAAUUGCAAGAACGGCAAGCUGCAGAAAGAAAAUCGUUGGGGCUACUCUCCGCUCCUAUAUUACAAGAUAAAAAGAAAUUUGCUCCUCGUAAAAUAGCAUCGCACGAUGACCCUGAUCUUCAGCUUGCUUUAGCCCUUUCCAAAUCUCUAUAUGAAAAAGAGGAAAUGGAAGAAUGGGAUGAAGUUCAGAUCGUAGCAAUAUCCUCUAAUCCAUCAGUACCAGAUAAUAAUGCAGAAUGUCCUCAGAAAGCAACAUUGCAAAAUUUUGGGUUUAGUAGCAGUAGAAAUGUAUUACCAACAAACAAUUUGCCCACCAGUAGAACUAAGAAAAGAAAGCUUAUUGAACCAACUAUUUUGCAAAGACGUACAGCUCUAGAAAGAGAACGUAUUUUAACAGAGAGAAUAGCUGAGAUACUUAUGGGUUGUAAAGAUUUUACUCAAAGAUCUCAGGAAAAAAUAGAAGAAUAUAACGACGUUAAAGAGAGGAUUGAUAUAAAGAGUCAAUUACUUCAACAAUUACGUCAAAUUGAGAAUACAUUGUGGGAUAGGACAAAACUAAUUCUAACUAAAGAUAUAUUUUAUGUAAAACAACUAUCGCCUCAAAUAAUACCAUUAGAAAAGAAAGAACAGAAAUCAAAUGAAGAGAAGAAUAUUAUAAAGCUUAUGGAAUUAAACAUAAACAACGAAAGAUCUUUAAAUAAUGAACAAAUGCAAGAAAUAAAAGAAAUACAGGACGUUAUAAAAACAACGGACACUAAUGAAGCAUUAACGAUUUCUUCAAAUAUUGUUAAUAUAUGUUGCAAAGAAAAGCAAUUCCUUGACAAUUUAGCUACAAGUUGGAGAAAUAUACUAAAUGAUAGUUCUGCAAGUGAUAUUAUUGUGUUCGUUAGAAACAGCAAACACAUAUGGACGCAUAAGUUGGUUUUUUAUACACGUUGCGCAAAUAUUUUACUUGAUGUAAUAUCUAAUGAUACAGAGUUCUCUACUGCAAAAGAAAAAAUUUGUUGGCUUGAUACAGACUAUGAUGUCGCCAUGGCCUUUUUAGAAUUUGUUUAUUGUGGUGUAAUCGAUAAGUAUUCAAAAAUACUUGAUUCUCAGAUAACUUUAUCUGGUAUUAGAGCUUUAGGAAGGAAAUACAAAAUAAAUGAUUUAUUUGUUUAUUUGCGUCAAAAGAAAUCUAAAUCUAUAGCAGAACUUAAUUAUAAUACUUAUGAAAAAAGUAUAGAAAAUGUACAUCCAAAUAUAGAAACAACUUUCAAUGUUUCAAAAUUAAAUAAAUCUUUCAACAAAUCACCAAAUUGUACGCAUAAUGUUGUGAAAAACAUUCCAUGCUCUCAGAAAACGCUAUUACAAGGGGGUGUUAAUGAUGAUUUAUACCUUCUUGAAAAUAAUUACGCAUUUGCAAAGAACUUAUGCGUUUUGCAAGACGAAAAAGAUACUUCACUGAAAUUAUCGGAGGAAAUGAAUUUCAGGAGCAAUACACCGGCAAUACGAGAAACUAGUGCAUCUCCUGACAUGUUUGAUGAGACAUUUGUGAUGAAGCAUAGUGAUAAAUCCACAGUACACCCUAAAGAUUUAGAAGAUUCUAAUAUUCAUAUAUUACUGAAUUUGCUCAAACAGGAUGCAGAUGUUGAUAUCUAUAGUCAAAAAUUAUCAACUGCAAAACCCCAGAAUACAGAACGUUUAGAGUUAGACAAAAGUACAUCUACCUGUUUGAAAAAUUUGGAACAAAGUAUAGAAAUUAAUCCAGAUGUCGAAUCAAAUUCUCUGAAACGUUCUACCAAUGAUAUGCAUAAAAAUUUUUUAAUUGAUACUUCCCAAAGCAAUAAAUCAAGAUGUAGCCAAGAUCUUUCAAAGGUAAUAAAACAGAAAAGUAAUCUCACAUUAUUUAUCGAAGAAAUCCAAAAGGAAAACGCGGAAUCGGAUGCGUUAAUAAAUGCCACAGAGAUGGAAUGUUCUGUACAAAUAUCUCCUAUAAAACAUAAGAAUCCAUUUUGUAUAGACAAAUACGAUAAUUCCAAUCUUCAAUCUUAUGAUAAUGAUGUUGAACAAUCAGUUGAUUCAGAGAAAAAACCCGGUAGAUUAUCUAUAAUAGAGCAGCGUAUGCAGUCAUAUGCUGCUAAAAAUCCAGAAUUUUAUUCUCGUCUUUCUAAUGAAGAUGUAGAAGAUGUUAAACAAACUAAUAAUUCGCAUAUAGAUUCUUUAUCAUCUGAAAAGAUAACAGAAUCUUCCCAUAAUAAUAUAUCGAAUUGUACACAAAACUUUACUUCAUCAGAUGAGAGAAACGUUUUAGAACAAAUCACAACUGUACCAACAGUAUGUUCACAACAUACUGAAACAAUGAAUCGAUCGUUUAGCGAAACCAUCUUUGAUUUAGAAACGAAUGAGGAAGAGAUUUCUAUGUAUUCUAAAUACAUGAGAGAUCACAAGGAUAAUAGCAUAGCAAAGUAUCGAAGAGCAAUUAGUAGAAAUAAGUCGGAUAAUAAUCUAUCUAAUAAAAGUACAUUAUCCGAUUCCCUCAAUGAAGACAGUAAUGUCAGUGAGGCUGAAAAAGAUGAAAUUUUGACUCGAUCUGUUUUGACACAAAAAGAUGCAGAUGUAAUUGUUUCAUCAGAUUCAGAUGUUGAAAGUAUAUCUUCCAAUGUUAGCCAUAUCUUAGAGAACAAUGACUCCAACUGUAAAAAUAUCGUGUCUCAUUCUCUGCAACAAUCUAGAAAAGAAAUAGAAAGUAACAAACAGGAUAUGACAAAUGAAAAUAACAGUCAAUUCUUCGAAAUUAACAAAUUUUCAAAAGAAAUGACGACGUGCUUGGAAGAAGAAAAAAAUAUUAAUAGCGCAAAAUUAAAUCCAGAUAAGUUAAAUACUACAGAGAUAAUGUCUAUGACACAAAAAUAUAAAUUUAAUGAAUUGAAUGAUGCUCAGAAAAAGGAGUCUAUUCCAAGUCCAAUUAUGGUAUCCUCUAGUCCAGAUUUUUUAAAUAAUGAAAGCUGCAGUCCAAUUCUACAUAUGGAAAGCUUGCUUCAAGGUAAACUCUGUACCGAAAAUGUAUCAGGAUUAGAGGCUUGUAAAUUAAGAAAGUCAGCCACUUUUUCUUUUGAUUUUGAAGACGAUAUAUAUCUUGCAAAUGUUGAUGUUGAUAAAUAUGAGAAACAACAUAUUUUGGAGAAGAGUCGAUCAUUUAACAUAUCAAGUAUGAGAACAUUUAAUAAUAGUAGUGCACGCAGAAGCAAUGAUAAAAAUAAUCAUGAAAAUAUCAAAGGGAGAGAUAUAGUAGCAAAUGAUUAUGGAAACUUAGAUAAUAAUUUUACAUCUUUGACUCAAAAUUUUACAAGUGUUAAGAAAUUUAAAAGGAAAUCUUUAUCCGAGGGGCAGAUUAACACAAAUAGAUUAUAUAAUAAAGGAGCAACAUCUACAGAUAUAUCCAGACAAUUUCAAUGUAAUUACAUUCAGAAUAUUGGAAAUGCAAAAACGCCUAAAAUAACUGAUAAAGAUGUUACACCUCCGCCUGUUUACAAUGAUAUGAGCACUCCUGAAUUACACAAAGAAAUGAAGAAAUAUGGAUUAAAGGUACAAAAACGUAGCAGGGCUGUAAAAUUAUUAACGCACAUUUAUAACGAACUUCAUCCUUUAGUGCCUGAGAAAACGAUAGGACAACAAGUCACUGAAAUUUCGAGUGACGAAGACGAGGAACCUCCACUGAAGAAACGAAACAUGGAUGAUAACGGUUUGGAAAAAUCAAGUAAUUCAGAAGACAGUGAAAAUGAAUUACCUUGUUCUCAAGAUAGCAAUAAUAGUAUAAGUCCUACAAAAGAAACACUCAACAAAGAAAUGGAAUUUUACGAAACCGAGUCAUCAUCGGUACUGGAGAAUUCAUCGAAUAUUACAGAAGCCUUUAUGAAACUAAUCAAUAUUGAUAAAGCUUUACAUAAUAAAAUAUUACAAUAUGAGCCAGUGAAUAUUGACCAUUUGCGUUGUAUGUUGCAAACACAUGGAUUUAAAUGCAAGUUGCCUAAUCUCAUGAACUUUCUAGAUCAACAGCAUGGUAAUGAUGAGACAGGAGAUGGUUCAGAGAGUAACCCCUUUAAAACUAUCUUGAGAGCGAUGCGUCAUGCCAAUAAGGAACCUUUUCCAAUCAUCUAUCAGGACUCUCGAGAAAGCAACAAAAAAUACGAACCAGCAUCUAAGUCUCAAUUAAAGAAAACACAGAAGAUUUGGGUUAGAGAACAGUAUAAGAAAGACGAGAAGGAAAAGAAAUUAUUGGAAGAUGAAGAAAAGAGAUUAAAAAAUCUUGACGAGGCUAAAUCAAUUGUUAUAGAAGAGGAUAAGACUCUACCAGAAGCAAAAAAAAUAAAGAUAAAACAAGCUGUUGAUCACAGAGAUCAAAGAGUUAAGCUAUAUGGAUGGGUGCAUAGACUAAGACGGCAAGGCAAAGCCCUCAUGUUCAUCACAUUGCGAGAUGGAACAGGUUUUCUGCAGUGUGUACUGACUGAUAAACUUUGUCAAACAUACAAUGCCUUGAUCCUUGCCACGGAAGCUGCUGUUCAACUGGUUGGAAUCUUGAAAGCUGUUCCUGAAGGGAAAAAUGCACCUGGUGGUCACGAAUUAUCUGUUGAUUAUUGGGAACUUAUUGGACCGUCACCUCCUGGUGGUGCUGAUUCAAUUUUGAACGAAGAAGCUCUUCCUGACGUACAAUUGGACAAUAGGCAUAUAAUGAUUCGAGGCGAAAAUACAUCAAGAAUCUUGAUCAUGAGAUCUAUAUUAACGCAAGCAGUCAGAGAUCAUUAUAAAGAUCGUGGUUAUUAUGAAGUAACUCCUCCAACUUUGGUGCAAACCCAAGUAGAAGGUGGUUCCACUCUUUUCAAAUUAGAUUAUUUUGGAGAAACUGCUUUUCUUACUCAGAGUUCUCAAUUAUAUCUUGAAACGUGUAUUCCAGCGAUGGGAGAUGUAUAUUGCAUUGCCCAAUCAUAUCGGGCAGAGCAAUCGAGAACACGUCGCCACCUUGCUGAAUACACGCAUAUCGAGGCAGAAUGUCCAUUUAUUACAUUUGAUGAUCUACUUAAUCGAUUAGAAGAUUUAAUUUGCGACGUAGUUGAGCGAGUUCUGAAAUCGUCUCUCGGUCAUCUUGUCAAAGAAUUGAAUCCGAACUUUCAAGUGCCUAAGAAGCCUUUCAAACGAAUGAAUUACAGUGAUGCAAUUGAAUAUCUGAGAGAAAAUAAUAUCACGAAAGAAGAUGGCAGCUUUUAUGAGUUUGGAGAAGACAUUCCAGAAAUGCCAGAAAGGAAAAUGACUGACGCUAUCAAUGAGCCAAUAAUGCUUUGUCGGUUUCCCGCUGAAAUUAAAUCGUUUUACAUGCAACGUUGCAAGGAUGAUGAACACUUAACAGAGUCUGUCGACGUACUUUUACCAAACGUAGGUGAAAUUGUGGGCGGUUCAAUGCGUACCUGGGAUUACGAGGAGUUGAAGGAAGGUUACAAACGUGAAAACAUUGAUCCGACUCCAUACUACUGGUAUACAGACCAGCGGAAGUAUGGAUCUUGUCCUCACGGCGGUUAUGGAUUGGGAUUAGAACGACUUUUGUGCUGGUUGUUGAACAGGUAUCACAUACGUGAGGUAUGCUUAUAUCCGCGUUUUUUGGAGCGUUGUCGUCCAUAAAAGAAUAUCAAUAUAUAUGAGAAUAUCAAUAUUAAGUCGAUAUGCACAUUACAAUAGAGAUACGUUCUGCUUUUUCCUAUUAGAAUAUAAAUUACAGUACUGUGUUAUAUUCAAAAAUAUUUUAUAAAUAAUAUCAAUUAUAACGAAAAAACUUAUGGAAAAUCACUUAAAUAAAAG
Messenger RNA from Trachymyrmex cornetzi, 6894 nucleotides. It is a transcript of the gene AsnRS, whose product is annotated as asparagine--tRNA ligase. The record is from RefSeq and is a predicted model, not a curated record. Gene Ontology annotation, biological process: DNA replication; DNA repair; asparaginyl-tRNA aminoacylation. The transcript has 17 exons. NCBI's taxonomy places the organism in Eukaryota, Metazoa, Arthropoda, Insecta, Hymenoptera, Formicidae. Bases 520 to 6717 code for a protein of 2065 amino acids. Gene Ontology annotation, molecular function: ATP binding; nucleic acid binding; asparagine-tRNA ligase activity. Gene Ontology annotation, cellular component: nucleus; Slx1-Slx4 complex; cytoplasm.